Molecule: messenger RNA, 4243 nt
Organism: Drosophila albomicans
Lineage: Eukaryota; Metazoa; Arthropoda; Insecta; Diptera; Drosophilidae
Exons: 2
Coding region: 474-1400 (308 amino acids)
Source: RefSeq, a predicted model, not a curated record
UCGGUGCUCUCGACUCGCAAACGACGCGGCUUCACUCCGAAGUGCGUGUGUUUUAUUCUGUGUGUUUGUUGCCUGUUGUGGCAGAGUGCGACGUAUUGGUGUGCUUCUAUUUGUGUGUGUAUGCGUGAGAGGGCGCCAAGUUAUUGUGUCUUUAGCAACCAGCAGCAGCAACAGCAAACAGCAACAGCGAGAACCAUAAACAGCAACAUUAAACCACCUGCCACAGCGCGUUGCUAUUCAAUAGCAAUAAAAAAAACAGACAAAAAGCAACAGCAAAAGCAAAUAUACACAUAAACACACUCACGCACAAAGCUGACAGCCACUUCCCACUGACAAUUUGCAUAAAGAAGAAACAACAACUAGACAGCGAAAUUGUCGGAAGUUGUGUUUAAACAGCAUCUGCAGCAAAGGAAAGCGAAAUAAAUUCGCUGCGCGCAUAAGUAGGCAACAGUUUUUUGUUGUUGCGGCCCACAAUGGAAAUGGAUGUCAAUCGCCAGGCACAACACAAUGCCAACCUAAUGACCAUAUCCGCCCGCUGUUGUCCCACCAACAACAAUGCAGCAACAGACACAACAGAAGCAGCAGCAACAACAACAACAACAGCCACGUCUUCGUCUUCGUCGCCCUCGUCGUACGGUUGUUGCGGCAUCUUGAGUCGCCUGUUCUGCGUGAGUCGCCACAAGGCGACACGCUUGGUGGCAGGCACUGAAUGCAGCCAAACCGAAACACUAUUCAUGCAACGCAAAACACUAACGACUCAGCCAGCGGCAGCAGCAUCGCAGCGACGUCGACGCACCCCUCAAGAAAUCUAUUUCGAGAGUCGCGGCAAAUCCUGCAAGAAGCUAUUGAAAUUCAAUGGCAAUUCCAAUAAGAUAUUGCUGUAUCCUGAAGAGGGAUGGGCGCGCACCGCCUCCUCCAGCUACUGGACCAUCACGCCCUGCUGGUGGCAGCCGAAUCGUUGUCGCAUUGUCGAAUGUUCUGGCACGCAACGGCAGGCAACCAGAGCAAGGAUGUUGCCCAUGGAGCAGCAGGGUUCGCUGCUGAUUGCCGGACACUUUCGCAGGCCGCCAAUAACAGCGACAGGCGGUGCAACAACACCAGCAACAGCAACGCCACAAGGCUUCCGUGAUGGAGGGGAUGGAGAUGGUGCGAGAGGAGCGGCGGGAAAUGGAAGUGGAAGCUGUAGUAGAGCGCAGUCAAAGUCAAAAUCACAGAUGGCUUACAAUGAUGAGUUCAAACUGUAUUUGACAUCGAACAUCUCGAUGGAGGACUACAACAUGGGCUACUGCCUCACUGGAUUCGUCGAGCGUCGUUGCCAACAGACAAACACCUUUCAAAUGACACAUUUUGCUGUAAUCAAACGGCAAUGGCCACCACCGUCCAAUCUCAGCAACUCAUAGGCAGGCGGCAGCCUUGUGAGUACAUCAAGCCAAAUACCCCUUAGUACGUACGUCAGUAUUGAAAGUCCACUCUGUUUUUGGACUAACUAAGCAUAGCUCUUAAGUAGUCCAAUUUGCAACAAUUUGCUGCAACUCUCUGGCCUCGUCAUUACGCUGAACAACUACUAGUGCUAUGGAGCCAUGGAGCAAUAAAAAGUUACAAAAAAAAAGAAAAGACUAGCAGCGGCCGAAAAAAAAUUACAAAAGUUAGAACGUACUAAUUACGCCAGGCUGAAAGUUUCCACUUCUCCUUUAAUUUUUGUUAAAUAUUUCUAUGUGUGUAUUAGUGCGUAAUGUGUAAUUUUAACUAAAUGCUCUAGACGUGCUUAAUUCGUGUGCUUUCAAUGUUAUAUGGUAUAAACUACGAAACUGAACAAAACUAAAUAGCAAACAGAAACAAAAUGAAAAAAAAUAUAGCGAGACCAAAAAAGUAACUUCGUUAUGCCGAAGCCGAAAUACCCUUGCGGAGAAAAGCCAUUAAAUUAUAGAAAGAGGUAUUCUUUAAUAAAUUCAAAUAAUUUCGACUAUUUACCAUCAAUUAAUUAUUUUCCAUUUCGAUUUCGAUUUACAAAUGAAUUCCGCAUAGCAAAUCUGCAAGGGUGCGAAAAUUCCAAAUACAAAUAACUGCAGAAUAAAAAAGUAGUAGCUGUUAAAAGCUAAAAUGCAUCUAAACCGCUUUGCUGGCCCCACACACCAACACACCAACACUCACACCCUCACGCACACACACAUACUUGCACACUCGUACACAUAUUGCGUUUAAGUCCUGACGCUUGGCCAGCUACUUAAUGCUUAAAAAGUGCAACAAAUUGAAACAUGUGCUUGUCGAAGCAUGUGAUUGUGUGCCAAGAGGCAUGCGUACGUGUGCUCGCAUUUGUGUGGGUGUGAGUGAAUAGUAUACGUGUAUAUGUGUGUGUGUGUGUGGCUCUUUCCUUACUACUUAAAGCUCUUCAAGCAGGCGAGCUUUGGCGUAUUGCCUUUAAGCUUAAAUAUGCACAGCGCAUACGAUUGUUUUUCUUUUAUUUUAUAAUUUUAGCUAGCAUCAAUGCGUAUCAGCAUCAAUUAAUAACGCGUAGGAAUGAUUCCGUUAAACAUUAUUUCAAAGACGCUGAUCGUAUUGCUUCCCAUUCUAAGCUAUGCUCUAAUCUAUCACUAGAAGACUCACUAAACAAAAACUCUCUUAUCUCGUACAUUCUCUCACACUUUUUGAGCAUAAACCGCAACGUAUAUCAACAAUUCGUCCAAUAAUUGGAGUCUUUCGGCGCAACAAAUGGCUUUACAGCCACUACAAGGCCGAAGCUCCAAUUGCCAAAAACCCUAAGUGUUAAAAAUGGCAAAAAAGAACCGAAAACCAAAAGAAAAUGACAACUUAAACCAAAGUUAAUUAAGUAGAUACAAAAAAAAAAAAGAAAAACAAACAAAAGAAAAAAUAGAAUUUUAAGUGCUAUGCAAAUCAAAGCCAAAAAAUAUUUACAAAGAUAGAACUUAAAUAUUAGUAAACUGAACUACAGAUAUACAUAUAUAUAUAUAUAUAUAUAUAAGAUAUAUAUUAACUAUUUAUGUGUGUGUAGGCUUGAAGUGAACUCAAAGUUUUUGCCAUAAUUGUAUCGAUGUACCAUUUAUAUAUGUAAAUUUAUAUAUAUACAUAUAUAUCGAACUAUGUAUACAACAACAAGACACGAAAUCAAUCACUAACAUUUUUGCAGUAGUGCAUAGCUCGCUUUUAGGCGCUUUUACACGCAGGCGAAAACUCAAAACAAAACUAACAAAGUAAAGGAAAAUGUGUUUGUAUUUCUAAUCGUAUAUAUUUUACAAUGCUAUUUAUGUAGUUGAUUUGCAUUCUCACUACCCACAUGCAGCUUCGCUCCGAAAUUGAUAUAUAAGUAUCAGGUACCUGCCAGAAUAAUUAUUAUGAAAGACAAAGUAAAAACCCAAAAAAAAGAAGAGAAAUAAAUAUAAAUGUAUUACAAAAUGAGCAGUUUCACACGUCCAAUUUGAAAGUCCAAAGGCAUUUAAUUAAUUUUUUUUAUAUACAUUAUUUAAUACUCCCAUAGUUAUAUACACAUUUGAUAAUAUUGCUGUUUCUCUCUUGUGUUUGGAAUAUAAUAUUUAUCAGCGCUUAGUUUAGCACAAAAUGAAAAGAAAACACUAAACAAAAUAUUCUAUACAUAUUCGGAGUGCCGACUAUUCAAUACCCAUAAAAAACUUAACAGCAAACAGAUCAACUAUCGCCACAUGUAAUUAACUGCAAACUGUAUGCAAAUAUGAAAACAAAUGCAAACCAAAAAUGCAAUGAGCUUUUUUUGUAGCAAAUCACAAAAAAAAAAAAUAAAUAAACAGUCGUCGGUAAACGUUGAAUGGUUAUAACAAAUUAAUUACAAACUACAUUUAUAAAACCAACAACAACAACAAAAGCGAAAGCGAAAGCGAAAGCAUCACUGAACCUGCUAAAUGGGUUAGACUUAAAAUUAAUUCAUUUAAUUAAGCUGCAUUAUAAUAACACAGAUGAACAGUUGCUAAUAUUUUCUCACGCAAUUGGCUGAACUCAACAAUUAAUGCUAAUACAAAUUAAUAUUUGAAUGCCAGAGAUUCGAUGUGGAAAAAUAACAAAAACAAAAAAUUGAAAAUUCGAAAAGUCAAAUAAACGUGAGACAAUUUUUUAUUAAAAACUUGUGAAAUCAAGUGGAUAAGUAAACAAAUAAAGUUAAAUAGUCGUAGUUUUGGCCUGCUGCAAAGUAGCAAAUUCAUAAAAAAAAUGUAAAAAAAUGCAAAAUUGAAAAACCAAAAAAAUAAAAGAGAAAGAA